AUGGCGACGAUUGCGGACGAACUUCUGAACGACUUCGAGGACAGCGGCGAUGAGAACGAUGAUCAGGUCGACGAGAAUGAGUUUGGCACAAACGAUGCAACACAAGACUUCGCAGCGCCACAGCAGAAUGGCGGCGGAAUGGAGCUUGACAGCGAUGAGGAAGAAGUCGGCGAAGAAAAUGACGAGGACUUGCUACCCGAUCAUUUAAAGAAAGAGGAAGAGGAGACAGAAGAAGAGACGAAGGCGCGUGUAGAGCGCAUGGCUUUGCGAAGCGUCAGCGAUGUGCGCAGCGUAGCAGGUCUCAUGAAGCAGCUGGAUCCACUACUCGAGAAAAUCAACCAUUAUCGGACUUUACCACCUGGGCAAGAAACCAAGAACAUUGGAAGAGUUGAGGACAAUCCGGAGUACAAAGUGCUCACACAAUCCAACACCCUCUCCACCCAAAUUGAUGGUGAAAUCAUCCUCGUGCACAAGUUCAUUCGCGAUCACUACUCCGUACGCUUUCCGGAGCUCGAGACGCUGAUCCAGAAUCCGCUCGACUAUGCUCGUACCGUGGGAAUCAUCGGCAAUGGUCCUAUGGACAACAUCAAGUCCAUUAGUGAAAGCAAAGACAAUGUCGUCGGCGCAUCGCUCAAGCAGAUUUUGGAUGGUCCCUCGCUAAUGGUUGUCACUGUCGAAGCCACCAACACCUCCGGAACUCCCCUCUCAGACACGGAGCUUGCGACUGUACGUCGGGCAUGUCAAAUGAUUUUGAGGCUAGACUCGGCGAAAAAGACGUUGACAGACUAUGUGCAAUCACGAAUGUCUAUAUUUGCACCCAACUUAACUGCGCUGAUAGGUUCCGCAACUGCAGCACAGCUCAUCAACUAUGCGGGUGGUAUUAACGGUCUCGCGAAGACUCCAGCAUGCAACAUCCCGCCACUUGGCAACAAGAAAAGUGCACGAGCAACAGGUCUGGCUACAAAUGUGGGUGUGCGAAACCAAGGCGUGCUCUACAACAACGACAUCAUACGCGCUGUUCCGCAAGAUCUCAAGGUGCAAGCUAUGCGCAUUCUCUCUGCAAAAGUCGUGCUCGCUGCCAGAAUUGAUAGCCAGCACUCAUCACCUUCGGGUGAGCAGGGGUUGGCCUUGGCGGAACAAGUAGAGAAGCGCAUCAAUAAACUAUCCGAAGCACCCCCGAACAGCGGUAUCAAAGCUCUUCCGGCACCGGACGACAAACCAAGCAGAAAGCGCGGUGGACGAAGGGUACGGAAGAUGAAGGAAGCGACAGCCAUGACAGAUCUGCGCAAGGCUCAGAACCGGAUGGCAUUUGGUAAAGAAGAAGCUGAAGUUGGCUUUGGCGACAGCUCGAAGGGUCUGGGCAUGAUUGGGGCGCAGGAUGAUGGACGAAUCCGAGCAACACAGAUCGAUCAACGAACGAAAGCAAAGCUAUCGAAAAAGAAUCCUGGCUGGGGAGGCGCGACUCCUGCUGGUGGUUCUGGCACUGCGACAUCGCUUCGUGGAUUUGGCGGAGGUCCUGCAGCACCUGGAGCUCUAAGAGCCCAGGGUCUACGAGCUGCAGGUGUUGGCAGUGGUCUGAAGACGAACGUUGGUGGGCAGCCAAGUGGUACAAUUUCGACUGUAGCUUUUACUCCGGUCCAGGGUAUCGAGCUCGUCGACCCCAAGGUGCGCGAUGAGAUGAACAGAAAGCGAAAGGCCGAAGAGGAUCGAUGGUUCAAGAGUGGCACGUUCACUCAAUUGGGAGGUCCCAGCACAGCGGCUCAGCCUGCGAAGGUGGAUUCACAAGGCUUCAAGGUCCCGUCCCUACCAGUCAAGAAGCAGAAGCAGGGCGAUUGA
This is a messenger RNA of Pseudocercospora fijiensis CIRAD86, 1836 nucleotides long. RefSeq lists its product as uncharacterized. Gene Ontology annotation, cellular component: U4 snRNP; precatalytic spliceosome; U4/U6 x U5 tri-snRNP complex. The transcript is spliced from 2 exons. Gene Ontology annotation, biological process: mRNA splicing, via spliceosome; spliceosomal tri-snRNP complex assembly. NCBI's taxonomy places the organism in Eukaryota, Fungi, Ascomycota, Dothideomycetes, Mycosphaerellales, Mycosphaerellaceae. The coding region runs from base 1 to 1836 and encodes 611 amino acids. The record is from RefSeq and is a predicted model, not a curated record.